Molecule: messenger RNA, 2427 nt
Organism: Pan troglodytes (chimpanzee)
Lineage: Eukaryota; Metazoa; Chordata; Mammalia; Primates; Hominidae
Gene: CYSRT1
Product: cysteine rich tail 1
Exons: 2
Coding region: 1624-2178 (184 amino acids)
Source: RefSeq, a predicted model, not a curated record
GGCCUUUUCAGACCCGCCAUUCAGAGCUGGAGAACCCCAAGCCGAGUAUUGGUCACAUCCGAACCGGGUCUUUCGGGAAACCCCGGAGCGCGGGGGCUUCUGGGCAAUAAUAUUUCCACGGCCGGUGUCUGCCUUGUUUGCGCAUGCGCCAUAGGCGCCACUCAAGUGGCAGGCAGGGAGGUGGGCGGGACUUCCGGCGCCUGCGCAGUGGACCUCCGUCUCCGGCCUCUCAAGUUUUGGGUCCCCAGGAGCACCCAGUUCUCCCCAAAUCGGGGCCGGGUUGCCUGAACUCAUGUCCCGACCGGUCUGACUGGCCCUACACAGGCCACAUCUGACUGGACCCCGCCCUUCCUGGUGCUCCCCUGGGCCCCAAGGGCCCCACUGCCGUGGGUCGUCCCCGCGGCACCCGCCAGUGCCCGCUGCACCCCUGCCUGCGCGGGUGCAGUUGGAGCCUGGGUUCGGCUGGAGGCGGGGGGCCCAAGGUGGGGACGCUGGGGGGGCGCGUGUGGCCCCCACGCCCGCCAGCCAGAGGGUAACUGCAGUUCGAGAAAUGAGCUAAAAAUGUCAGUAGUGUCUAAAGCCCGUGUCACUGAUUGUAAGAUAAGACCUGUGACAAAACGUGCAAAUCAAACAUUUUUUAUCAGUGAAAAAAGCAGAAAAGCCACUGGGCACGCUGGCUCACGCCUGGAAUCCAGCACUUUGGGAGGUGGAGGCAGGCGGAUCACUUCAGUCCAGGAGUUUGAGAUGAGCCUAGGCAACAUAGUGAGACCUACAUCUCUAUAAAGAAUCAGCCGGCGUGGUGGUGCACCUUCCAGCUACUCAAGAGGCUGAGGUGGGAGGAUCACUAGAGCCCAGGAGGUUGAGGCCGCAGUGAGCCAGAUCAUGCCACUGCACCCCAGCCUGGAUGGCAGAGUGAGACCCUGUCUCAAACAAAAAUCGGCCGGGCGCGGUGGCUCACGCCUGUAAUCCCAGCAUUUUGGGAGGCCAAGGCAGGCGGAUCACCUGAGGUCAGGAGUUGGAGACCAGUCUGGCCAACAUGGUGAAACCCUGUUUACUAAAAAUACAAAAAAUUAGCCAGGCAUGGUGGUGGUUGCCUGUAAUCCCAGCUACUCGGGAGGCUGAAGCAGGAGAAUCGCUUGAACCCGGGAGGCAGAGGUUGCAGUGAGCCGAGAUCGCGCAGCUGCACUCCAGCCUGGGCAACAGAGCAAGACUCCAUCUCAGAAAACAAGCAGAAAGCCUCCAAGAGCCUAUGGCUCUCAAGCAUCUUGGUCUCUGCUAAGAAGAGGCUCAGAGGCUCAGAAGCCCUGCCUCAGCUGGGGCUUUGAGGUGUGUGAGCAAUGGCUGGGGACUGCAGGCCUGGGAAUCUGAGGGCCUCACCCCACUUCCUUUCCAGAGCCGUGACCUCAGGCUCACCUCCUGCCCUCCUCUCGGGCAAGCUGCAGAUGCCCUUUAGGGCCCAGGCCAUGCCCCGGAUGUGAGGGGCUGAGUCACUGGUUUGGCAGUGCCCCUCAGAGCCCAGGCCUGGGCUGCCACCCACCUGAGGACGAGGGCUGGGCCAGCUGUCGUGCUCCAGUUGCUGGGGCCUCUUGGGAUCUUGGGAACCCCAUCUCUGAGCCCCACCCCAUGGCCCCGCCCCUCCCAAGGAGGGAAAAGGCGGCUGCCAGUCGCUCAACUCAGGCACUGGGACCUAGAGCUCAGAAGACCGAGAGGACAGACUGCCGUGUUGCCACCACAGGCUGGACCAUGGACCACCAAGAGAUGGUCGUCAAGAACCCAUAUGCCCACAUCAGCAUCCCCCGGGCUCACCUGCGGCCUGACCUGGGGCAGCAGUUAGAGGUGGCUUCCACCUGUUCCUCAUCCUCGGAGAUGCAGCCCCUGCCAGUGGGGCCCUGUGCCCCAGAGCCAACCCACCUCUUGCAGCCGACCGAGGUCCCAGGGCCCAAGGGCGCCAAGGGUAACCAGGGGGCUGCCCCCAUCCAGAACCAGCAGGCCUGGCAGCAGCCUGGCAACCCCUACAGCAGCAGUCAGCGCCAGGCCGGACUGACCUACGCUGGCCCUCCGCCCGUGGGGCGCGGGGAUGACAUCGCCCACCACUGCUGCUGCUGCCCCUGCUGCCGCUGCUGCCACUGUCCCCCCUUCUGCCGCUGCCACAGCUGCUGCUGCUGUGUCAUCUCCUAGCCCAGCCCACCCUGCCAGGGCCAGGACCCAGACUUCAGCAAAUGUGGCUCACACAGUGCCCGGACAUUCGGGGUGGCUGUUGUCAUGGGCAUCUGCCCCUUCACACCAGGCACUGGGGCUCAGACCCACCAGGAAGGUGGCCGUUCAGCCCGAGCUCCUGAAACGGAAUCCCAGGUCCUGGCUGGAGAGGGACACCCCUGAUUACCUUAAGGCCCAGGCAAUAAAGCAGGGUGAUCUUCCUCCCAGCAA